AUGAACUCUCGUGAAUUCACCGUCGGGUCCUCGUACCAAGUCGCGGAUGCCAUCGGGGAGGGCGCGUACGGCGUCGUCGUCAGCGCAGUCCAUGUGCCCACCCAGCGCAAGGUCGCGAUAAAGCGCAUCACACCCUUCGACCACUCCAUGUUUUGUCUCCGCACACUGCGCGAGAUCAAGCUCCUCCGCCACUUUCACCACGAGAACAUCAUCGCUAUUCUCGACAUCCUCAGGCCGCCCUCUAUCGAGCAGUUCAAUGAGGUCUAUCUCGUCCAGGAGCUCAUGGAAACAGACCUCCAUCGGGUCAUCCGCACCCAGGAGCUCUCAGACGACCAUUGCCAGUAUUUCAUCUAUCAAACGCUCCGGGCGCUGAAAGCCCUGCACAGCGCGGAUGUGCUCCACCGAGACCUGAAACCCUCUAAUUUGCUCCUCAAUGCCAACUGCGAUCUGAAGCUGUGUGACUUCGGUCUCGCACGGUCUGCCCGGCCACCGCCCAACGUCGCUAACGACAGCAGCACCUUCAUGACGGAAUACGUUGCCACGAGAUGGUACCGUGCCCCGGAGGUCAUGCUGACGUUCAAAGAGUACACCCGUGCCAUCGAUAUGUGGUCUGUAGGAUGUGUGCUCGCGGAGAUGUUGUCGGGGAAACCACUCUUCCCUGGUCGCGACUAUCACGACCAGCUAAGCAUUAUCCUUGACGUUCUCGGCACGCCCUCAAUCGACGAUUUCUACGCCAUCUCGAGCCAGCGAAGUCGAGAAUACAUCCGAGCUCUGCCGUUCCGUAAGAAACGGCCACUGUCGACGUUGUUCCCGAAAGCGAAUCCAGAUGCCAUAGAUCUGAUGGAGAAGCUACUCACGUUCUCUCCAAAACGGCGGAUAGAAGUCGAAGAUGCGCUGGCGCAUCCCUAUCUCUCCCCGUACCACGAUCCUGCCGAUGAGCCCACAGCGGACCCGAUACCGCCGUCUUUCUUCGACUUUGACAAUGGAGAUCAAGUGAGCAAGGAGGACUUGAAGGUCCUCAUCUACGAUGAGAUCACACGCCCGGACAACCCGUCCGCACCCUUCGAGCUGCAGAGCGAGGCUGUAUAAUACCAUAAUCAGAUGUUAUAUACCAUCAGUGCCAAUGGCGGCUUUGUAGGAAAGAAGUAUGUGCAUACUAAUAAUGGGUAUCCGAAAAGCCUUGAUUUGCUCAGUAAGAAUUAUGUUCACUUGUACAUAUGUACUUACAGAGAUAUUUAUAUAGCUACAAGUUGGGCCGUGAUGGAUUAUAGAUAGGAGAACGAGAAAACAACUUUUGGUGUGGUGUAGAUUGUCAUGACAAGUGCUAACACGGCAGUCCGUGCGUUGGUAAGUAACAGAUGAGACAGACACAACAAGCAAGAGGAGAGGCGAGAUGAAAUAUUACUUAUCACUAUCAAUCGUCGAGCACAAACAGAUCGUCGACCUGGUUGGCCGUCGCAACAGGUCUCGCAAGCGGGCUGCUGAUGGACACAUUCCGUCCAGACGGUCCGCCAGCGGCCCCGGCGCCACCCGCCGCCCGGCUCGCAACGGCAGCGGAGUACGAGAACGGCAACGUCUCCUUCUGCGGCGCCAUGUAGCUCAGGAAGCCGGGACUCCCGCUGACGCUGCCGGUGCUCAUGGUCGCCCAGUCCCUGUUUGGCGACGUGCCGAACGCGGCCGCAGCCGGCGAAGGCGAGCCCGCGCUCAGAGGCGGCAGUGCGUGGAUCCGCGAGUAACCCGCCGCAAGACCUUGCGGGAGACUCUGUCCUGGCGCGUGGGCCUGCAGCGCCCGAGCGUUCGGAGACAUGAGCCCGGCAUCCGGCUGCUCGACGCGUGACUGCUGCUGCGUGAGGUCGAAAGGAUUCGGGCGGACAUAAGCAGAGGGGCCGGAUUGGAGGUAAUGCGCGAGUCCUGGCGGGCCCUGCUGCAUCGCUGCAUUCGACGCGAGGCCGGAGUUGCUCUUGUUGCGUGACAUGUAGUGGUGCAUGCCGGGUAAAAACGCCGCACUGGCGUUGCUCGGUGAGAGAGUCGGCAGUCGCAUCAGCGAUGCCGGAUCCUCUGCGUAAGAUCCAGUCAAGCCACCACCACCAGUGGACGAGUACGAUGAGGAGAAUCGGGGCGACGAAGCCAGGCCAGAGGGAACGACGGGGGACCCGCUGGCUUGCUCGGACCAGAUGGAUUUGAGAUCGCCGCCCAAGAAGGACGGGGCUGGCACCGAACGUGAGUAGCGAUGGCCUGCAGCUCCGCUCGGCAGAGGCAGCCCGAGACCUUGACGACCGGGAGACGAGCUCAGCUCGUAUCCCUGCCCCGAAUUGGCACGCGACAUCCGUCGGCUACGCUCCUCGGGUGUCAACAAUUCAGAAAGCGAUGAGGGCACGAAUUCCUCCAUGCUAUCAUCCCCAUCGUCCGCGUUGUUGCUCGUAUUACGUUGAAUAUCACGUGCAGCAGACAGCAGGGACGUCGUCGUCGGGGGUCUCGUCGCAGUCUGCUUUGGCGGAGGCGGUGCACCCCAUGCGCCAGUGAUACCAGUGCCCAGACUGGAGGGCAUCCCCUUUGCUUUGUCUCCUAGGUGGAAGAUCGUCUGGGACCCAGGCGCUGAGAACGGCGACGUCGACAAGAACCCGUUCUUUUGCGGGGGUGUCGCACCCGCAUUCGUCGGUGGCGACCCGAUCGGCCCGAAGUCCUUGGCAGGUGGCGUCGUCGUGCUCGGUCUCCGGGGCGCAGAGACAGGAAUCGACAUCAUGCUCAUGACCUGCUCCUUGAAGUCCAGCACUUUGGCUUCCUCUUCCUCCUUGGGCGUCGUCACGGCCGUGGUCACGGGCGGCGAGUCGGGCGACUUGUUGCGCGCCGGUGCACUGGGCAGCUCGUCGAGCACAUCGCUGAACGAGGCAAAAUCCGUAUCUUUCAACGGAGGCGCCGGCGCCGAUGGUGAUAUCGUCGCCUUCAGCUGUAGGCUCAUGGGGGGCCGGCGAGCCGGGGUACGUGCAUUAAGCCCGCUGUCCCCGCCUGCUCCGCCUCGUUUCGCCCGGUCCCUGUCCCGGUCCCUGCCCCCCUUCUCUCCGCCGUCGCGACGCCCGCCACCCGCAGCAGCAGCCUGGACCUGGGCAGCCUUCUUGUUCCGCCGAUCCAUGCUCAUGCUCUGUCCAGGCAAGAUGUGCGCCAACGCACACUUGUGUCCGAACUUGCAGUUCCCCUUGACGAACCACGCACAGGUGUCCUUUGUUGCACCGGGCUCAAUGGCGGUGUGCGAGAAGGGGCAUGCAGAUCCAGCUGUACAGGAUCCGACUUUGAAGAAUUUGCAGGGGACAUGCGAAAGGUCUUUGGACGACGCUGCGGAGGUAGUUAGCAUGGUGCCUGCCAGUGUGUGCGUGGACAGAUGGGGGGAGUGCAGCGCAGAUGAUUGGGUGCGCAGGGGUAAAUUCGACAAGAAAACGAACGUACACUUCGAUCCCGCACCACCACCACCUCCACCGCCAGACUUCUUCCCGCCGCCGCCGCCGCGCGUAUCGCCCUCCCUCUCUCUGUCCUGGUCUCGAUCGCGCUCUCGCUCUCGUUCUUCGUCGAGCAUCCUUUUCGGUCAGUCAGUCCAAGAGGGCGUGAAAAGCAGCAGAUAGGGGCGGCCGACAGAAUCGAGGACGGACGCAGACAGACGCAGAAGAGAGCAAGUGAAAAACGGCGCACGCGGAUGAUGAUCGAUGACUAAGCGCGAUCGUUUUUUUGGGUUUCUCGGUCAUCUUACCGCCGAUGUCUGUCUUUUCAAAUUCGGGGCUACACGAACCCGAGCAGCGC
Molecule: messenger RNA, 3789 nt
Organism: Mycena citricolor
Lineage: Eukaryota; Fungi; Basidiomycota; Agaricomycetes; Agaricales; Mycenaceae
Source: the annotation of a GenBank genome assembly